AUGAUGGCGUGCAAGAGUGCGCUUGCCGCCGUGCAGCUUGUGCGCGAGCUGCAGCAGAUGUUUCUGCAGCACGCGUGGGGGACGAGUGUGCCCGAGGACGCGUGCCGCAAGUUCGAGGAGGGCCGGGCGGAGGAGGAGACGGAGGGGUACGUGCCGCUGACUGCGCGCCUGGAGGCCGCCGUGUGCCGGCAGCGCUGCGACGGUCUGCGGGUGCGUGUGGGGGUGGGCACCGGGCUGUGCGACAUCCGGCGCGGCGAGGUGACGGGGAGGUACGACUACUACGGCGGCGCGGCGAACAUGGCGCUGAGCACGGCAGAGUGGGAGGAGGUGGAGGCGACCGCGCUGGGUGCGGUGGCGCUGCGUGGGGUUGGGUGGGGGCGGGGUUUCGGUUCCGUAUUUUUUGACGGUUGCUGCGCUGCGCUGGUGGAGGUCAUGGGGCGCCAAUCCGUUGCGUCCUUUACGGGUUGUGCGGCUCGGGCACCGCAGGGGUUGUGUGUGGGCCCCGCCGGUAUGCGUCCGGCUGUGGUGCGAGGGACCGGGCGGGGGUGCGCAUCUCUUCUGAGUCCCCGGCGGAGGGCUUUGUGUGCUCACGCCCACCGCACGUGUGAGGCGCAUGAAUUCGGUGCGACUUGCCGGUGGCGCAAAAAGGCGCCUUCCCUCU
This is a messenger RNA of Trypanosoma rangeli, 661 nucleotides long. Its product is annotated as receptor-type adenylate cyclase. The record is from RefSeq and is a predicted model, not a curated record. Gene Ontology annotation, biological process: cyclic nucleotide biosynthetic process; intracellular signal transduction. NCBI's taxonomy places the organism in Eukaryota, Euglenozoa, Kinetoplastea, Trypanosomatida, Trypanosomatidae. The annotation marks the transcript as partial. The transcript has a single exon.